UCUGGUUUCCCUUAACCAUGGGAACUGAAAGCGCUGGGAAACCAGGAGAAAAGAGGCUUUCAAAAGGUAGGGCACCAUCAACACCUUCGUGACAGGAUUACGAGUGUCUAGAUUCCCAAAGGUCCAGGAUGACAGGUGAGAGGAGCAACUUUAACAGCUGCUAGAGACUGAGUUGAAACGUUUUCGCCAGAAAGACGUUUGGCUAAGAAGUCAUGGAGCCGGGAAAGGGAAGAGCUCAGCGGACAAGGCAAGUGCUGCUUUUCUUUGUUUUCCUGGGAGGGUCUUUGGUGUGUUCUGAGACCUGGAGCUAUUCCACAGCAGAGGAAAUGGAGGUCGGCACAUUUAUAGCCAACGUGGUGAAAGACAUGGGUUUGGAUGUGGAAGACCUGGUUGCACGGGGCGCCAGAGUCAUCUUUGACGACUAUAAACCUUAUUUGCGAUUGGAUCCACAAAAUGGCGACUUGCUCUUAAACGAGCAGCUGGACCGAGAGGCACUUUGUGAUCUCACAGAGCCUUGUAUAUUGCAUUUCCAGGUGUUAUUUGAAAAUCCGUUGCAAUUUUUUCGGGCUGAGCUUUUGGUCAAAGACAUAAAUGAUCACACUCCCACGUUCCUAAAUAAUCAUAUACUUCUAAAAGUCUCCGAAGGUACUACUCUAGGAACUGUAUUCCAAAUAGAUAGUGCUCAGGACUUGGAUGUGGGAAAGAAUGGUGUUCAAAACUAUACAGUAAGUCCCAAUCCCUAUUUCCACCUUAAAUUACGACACAGUGAUGAGGGCAGAAAAUAUCCAGAGUUGGUACUGGACCAAUCCCUGGAUCGAGAAAAGGAGUCUGAGCUUAGUUUAACGCUAACAGCCGUGGAUGGCGGGUCUCCGCCCAGGUCUGGGACUACACUGAUUAACGUUGUGGUCCUGGACAUCAAUGACAAUGCCCCUGAAUUUGAGAAGCCAGUCUAUGAAGUUCAUGUACCUGAGAGCAGCCCUCUGGACUCCUUGAUCAUCAAAGUGUCUGCUACAGAUUUAGAUGCAGGAAUAAAUGGAGAACUGUCUUAUUCAUUUUCCCAUGUCUCCAGAGAUGUACGGAAAACAUUUGAAAUCCAUCCAAUUUCUGGCGAAGUCUAUUUAAAAGCACCUCUAGAUUUCGAGAUUAUUCAAUCUUACAUCAUAAACAUUCAGGCCAUUGACAGUGGGAGCCUUUCUGGAAAAUCAAACAUUUUAGUUCGGGUUGUAGAUGUGAAUGACAACCCGCCAGAAAUAGCCAUGACAUCUCUUACCAGCCCCAUACCGGAAAACUCUUCACCUGAGAUGGUGGUCGCUGUCUUCAGCAUACGAGACCAAGACUCUGGAGACAAUGGGAGAAUGGUUUGCUCAAUUCAGGACAACCUCCCCUUUGUCUUGAAGCCUACCUUCAAGAAUUUUUACUCUCUGGUAACAGAGCACCCACUGGACAGAGAGAUCAGAAAUGAAUAUAACAUUACCAUCACCGUGACCGACUUGGGGACACCCAGGCUGAAAACCGAGCACAACAUAACCGUGCUGGUCUCCGACGUCAAUGACAACGCCCCCGCCUUCACCCAAACCUCCUACACUCUGUUCGUCCGCGAGAACAACAGCCCCGCCCUGCACAUCGGCAGCGUCAGCGCCACAGACAGAGACUCAGGCACCAACGCCCAGGUCACCUACUCGCUGCUACCGUCCCAGGACCCUCACCUACCCCUUCCCUCCCUGGUAUCCAUCAACGCAAACAGUGGCCACCUGUUCGCCCUCAGGUCGCUGGACUACGAGGCCCUGCAGGAGUUCGAGUUCCGCGUGGGCGCCACAGACCGCGGGUCCCCGGCGCUGAGCAGCGAGGCGCUGGUGCGCGUGCUGGUGCUGGACGCCAACGACAACUCGCCCUUCGUGCUGUACCCUCUGCAGAACGGCUCCGCUCCCUGCACCGAGCUGGUGCCCCGUGCUGCCGAGCCGGGCUACCUGGUGACCAAGGUGGUGGCAGUGGACGGCGACUCGGGUCAGAACGCCUGGCUGUCGUACCAGCUGCUCAAGGCCACGGAGCCCGGGCUGUUCGGUGUGUGGGCGCACAAUGGCGAGGUGCGCACCGCCAGGCUGCUGAGCGAGCGCGACGCGGUCAAGCACAGGCUGGUGGUGCUGGUCAAGGACAAUGGCGAGCCUCCGCGCUCGGCCACCGCCACGCUGCACGUGCUCCUGGUGGACGGCUUCUCCCAGCCCUACCUGCCUCUCCCAGAGGCGGCCCCGGCCCAGGCCCAGGCCGACUCGCUCACCAUCUACCUGGUGGUGGCGUUGGCCUCGGUGUCGUCGCUGUUCCUCUUGUCGGUGCUCCUGUUCGUGGCGGUGCGGCUGUGCAGGAGGAGCAGGGCGGCCUCGGUGGGCCGCUGCUCGGUGCCCGAGGGCCCCUUUCCAGGACAUCUGGUGGACGUGAGCGGCACCGGGACCCUAUCCCAGAGCUACCAGUACGAGGUGUGUCUGACAGGAGGCUCCGGGACAAAUGAGUUCAAAUUCCUGAAGCCGAUAAUUCCCAAUCUGCUGCCCCGGGACAGCGAAAUGGAGAAAGCCCCACCUUUCUGAAUGGCAUGGAAUUCAAUUAGGGAUCUGAUUAUGAUGCAGAACUUUUAGAAUGAGUCUAUUUCUUUGAAAUCUUUUUGUUAUUUAGAGUUUUUCAUUUUGGGUAACUACAUUUUAUUCAAGAGUUUUCAGAAGUUACAAGAAUUUAAGACUAUUUUUUAUUGUUUUAAUCGUGAAAAAAUUGAAAGCUGGAAUUUACUUAGUCAUUGUUUUGAAAUACAACCUCAAAUAAUAUGUUCACAUACACAUUAUUUUCCCUUCAAGUUUAAUUGCACACUGGGCUCAUUCCUAUUUUCUGAGUGUUCUGACUGUGGAUCCUCUAACCAAAGCAGUUUUUAUAUGAUUGAGAAUAUUAUUAUAGAGGUAAAUGCAUGAUAUUAACAAAAACAUAAUUGCUUGUUAUCUGGUUAGGUUGGUUUCUAAGAUGUUAUCUAAUUUAGGUUUCUUUUUUUAAAACCUAUGAUCUUUUCAUUCUACUUUUCUGGCAAACAUUGCAGAGAAUUUUUCCUGUACUGAGGGUUUUUUUUUUUCAUAAUUAUGUGUGAACCAUAUAUAUGCUAGUAGAUGUUGUUUUAUUUAAAUAUAUUCAAAACCUUGUUUGGAUUA
Messenger RNA from Mandrillus leucophaeus (drill), 3182 nucleotides. RefSeq names its product protocadherin beta-18. Gene Ontology annotation, cellular component: plasma membrane. The record is from RefSeq and is a predicted model, not a curated record. The transcript has a single exon. Lineage: Eukaryota; Metazoa; Chordata; Mammalia; Primates; Cercopithecidae. The coding region runs from base 213 to 2579 and encodes 788 amino acids. Gene Ontology annotation, biological process: homophilic cell-cell adhesion. Gene Ontology annotation, molecular function: calcium ion binding.